AAAAAGGGAUUAGUAAUUUAAGAUAGAGGGUGGAGAAGAGAGGCUUAUCAAUUCGGCAAAGGCAGCAAAAACGUUAUCGGAGAAACUUAGCAGCAAAAGCCAAUGUGGUAUGCAUUUGAAGUGGACAGAGAGCGGGUGAAGUCUCCCAGCGUUGAAAAUAGGGAAUUUGGUUGGGGUUUUGAGAGAGUUGAAGUCUUCCUUCAUUACUAAUUUGUUCUAGCAUUUAUAAUUACACCUACUUCUCCUCCACCUCUCUCUGCUCUCAUUCUCACCCACUCUCUCAACAAUUAUCAGUCACAAAGGACAAAAAAGGAAGCGAAAGAAUAUCCCUAAAGUCUCGAAUCAUCUUCAUUUAAUGCAUAUCAGAAUGCUAAUUUCCUCUCUUUCUUAGAAACAUUCUUGAUUUUUUUUUUCUAUCUCUAAUUCCCCCAAAGGCCAGAGCUUUCUGCAACUAUGGGGAAUCGGUUUAUUUGCAUGCUUAAAAAGGAUGCCAAAGAUAAUCACGGAUCGAGAAGCAAGAGAUUGGGUAGGUCCCAGAGAAAAUUGUCAGCCGAGGAAGAGGUCCUCCACAGACAAGCUCUCUCCAUGGCACUUCAUCAGCACCAAUUGUCUCAAAGAUUUGAUGGAUCCAUGUCCAGGAGGAUUGGCUCCACCAGCUCUCGAAGACGAAAUCUAUCUGAUCCUUUCUCUAACGGAAAACAGGUGCCAGACUUUCUGGAAAAUAUCAAGUUAAAGAAGUUCAUACUGAUACAUGGAGAAGGGUUUGGAGCUUGGUGUUGGUACAAAACAAUUGCCCUGUUGGAAGAAGCAGGAUUGCUUCCCACUGCCAUAGAUCUCAUAGGAUCUGGUAUUGAUCUGACAGAGACAAACAGUGUCACAACAUUGAAAGACCACUCCAAACCUUUGCUUGAUUAUUUGGAAAAUGUUUCUGAGGAUGAAAAGGUUAUUUUGGUUGGUCAUAGUACUGGAGGUGCAAGUGUCUCUUAUGCCCUGGAGCAUUUUCCACACAAGAUCUCGAAAGCUAUUUUUAUCUGUGCUACAAUGGUGUCUGAUGGUCAGCGGCCUUUCGACGUGUUUGCUGAAGAGCUUGGAUCUGCUGAACGUUUCAUGCAAGAAUCAGAGUUUUUGAUAUAUGGGAAUGGUAAAGACAACCGUCCUACAGGAUUUAUGUUUGAGAAACAACAGCUGAGAGGUUUAUAUUUCAAUCAAUCACCAACAAAGGAUGUUGCUUUGGCCAUGGUUUGUAUGAGACCCAUCCCAUUGGGUCCUGUAAUGGAGAAGUUGUCGUUGACUUCUGAGAAAUAUGGAACUAGCAGGCGGUUCUUCAUUCAAACAUUGGAUGAUCGUGCACUUUCACCGGAUGUCCAAGAAAAGCUAGUAAGAGAAAAUCCACCUGAAGGAGUCUUCAAGAUUAAAGGAAGUGAUCACUGUCCAUUCUUCUCAAAACCACAAUCUCUCCACAAAAUAUUACUGGAAAUUGCUCAGAUUCCAUAGAAUAUAUUUUGGUAAACUCAGAACAAGUUUCUGUAAGUCUUUUAUUGGUGUAACAUACAUGGCUUUUACAAUAUGAAUUUUUCUGUUGUUAUUGUUUCUUCUCACAAAUUGCGGGGUAUAGUAUGGAAAUGUAUCGACUUGUUACUUAGACAAACUGCUAUCAUGAUUUAAUAUUUUUCUGUAUGGCCAACUUUGGUGAUUUGGCAAA
Molecule: messenger RNA, 1702 nt
Organism: Hevea brasiliensis (rubber tree)
Lineage: Eukaryota; Viridiplantae; Streptophyta; Magnoliopsida; Malpighiales; Euphorbiaceae
Product: putative methylesterase 14, chloroplastic
Exons: 5
Coding region: 454-1494 (346 amino acids)
Biological process (GO): jasmonic acid metabolic process; salicylic acid metabolic process
Molecular function (GO): methyl jasmonate esterase activity; methyl indole-3-acetate esterase activity; methyl salicylate esterase activity
Source: RefSeq, a predicted model, not a curated record